AUGCCAAGUAAUAUAUCUGCUCUAAGGGUUAGAACUAUUCUUAUAUACUUAGUUUUAUUGCCUUGGGUUAUACAUAUAAGAGAGGGAGACUGGAAUAAAGCUUAUACUCUGACCUAUAGCAUACCGCAGACCAAUUAUAUAUAUCUUCAGGAUAUUAAGACGUAUCAUCCAACUGCAGCUUACCACUCACUCAGGCACCAUCUUCGACACACGUUAAAUGGCAUAACAAGCCUGCCGCACUAUAACAUCAAUUCACAAAUAUUAGCAACACCAUUGCUCAAUCCAGUGGAUUACCUUUCUGCUAGGACCUUCAGUCAAGCCAUCAGAGAUAUAUAUAAAAAAUAUAAUUAUCUUAUUAUUAGCCGAGCCCUCUUUCAUAAACCAUCAGGGGUGGCUAAGGGCGGACUAUUAAUAGCAUAUCCCUGCCGCAGACAAUAUUAUGCUAAUGUAUUCGAGUAUAAAAAGGCUCAGCUAUUUAUAGUAUAUGCAGCAAAUAUCGCAAUGGCAGUCAUUGCAGUUUUAGCUGGACUACACGCCUAA
Molecule: messenger RNA, 540 nt
Organism: Fusarium venenatum
Lineage: Eukaryota; Fungi; Ascomycota; Sordariomycetes; Hypocreales; Nectriaceae
Source: RefSeq, a predicted model, not a curated record